UCCGCACUCGAAAAGACACCUCUCGUGAUGACAUCAAAUAUUACAAACACUCAAAACGAUGAUAUCUUUACAAAUCUUAAUGAACAACAUAUCGAUAAAAACAGCUCAGACAAUGAGAAAAGCAAUUGCUGGGCCCCCCCUGACGAAAUGGAAAACCUUGCAACUACAUUGUACAAGG
Messenger RNA from Acaulospora morrowiae, 178 nucleotides. The record is from the annotation of a GenBank genome assembly. NCBI's taxonomy places the organism in Eukaryota, Fungi, Glomeromycota, Glomeromycetes, Diversisporales, Acaulosporaceae.